Messenger RNA from Spodoptera littoralis (African cotton leafworm), 1044 nucleotides. NCBI's taxonomy places the organism in Eukaryota, Metazoa, Arthropoda, Insecta, Lepidoptera, Noctuidae. The record is from the annotation of a GenBank genome assembly.
AUGAACACAACAGCAACCUUCUCUUCAGAUCAUUCAUGGAGCAGACGGUGUUCUACAGAAACUGUGUUCAGCAUACAAGGGAAGGAAACCGAUAUUGCGCGCGAUACGAGCGAUACGGAAGCGGCGGAUAGCGAUGCGACCGACGCUAGUGAUGUGGAGUACGAGCCGGUGACGGAGCCCGAGGACGACGGCCCCGUCGACGACGAUGAUACUUCUGCCAACAGCGACAACGACAUAAUAGCGACAAAGGUGAUCGAGGUGUCGGUGGGCGACGAUGGCGAGCUUCAGUUCGCGGACUCGGAGCGCACGGACUCGCACGAGAGUGACAGCGACAUUGAUCUGUACGACUACUGGAACUGUGCGCAGUGUCGCGCCGAGAACAACAACCCUCUCUAUAGAUACUGCCAUAAAUGCUUCCAGGUUCGGAAAAACUUCUUCCCGCCGAGACCGAAACGCAAACGGAACAGGCUAACGGACACGGACAAAACUGAUGAGAUUCCGCGCACACUGUCACAGGACUCCGGAGUGGACUCGCCCAUGAGCCAGGAGGUGGACGUGCCCACCAGCCAGGAGGUGGACCCCAACUUCGGUGAGGGCACGUCUGGUAACGCUAAAUCCGACCUUAGCAUAGCUCGUAGGUACCGUAAGCGCCGCGCCGAGUCUGCCGACCGACGUACCAAACGCAAACGUUUAUCGCGAACUGAUUCUGACACAGAUCUUGAUUCGGACGACGAUAGCCAAAUAAAAAUCGACGUGCGACCACUCGUUAAAACUGUUAGCGAUCCCGCGAUCACCAUUGAUGAUAAACUUCCCGUAAAGAUCACUAAAAAAGUGAUAGCGAACACUUUGAUGGACAAAUUGGAGGAUCCUAAGAACUUGUGUAUGAUUUGUAUAUCGGAGCCCAAGUCCGGGGUGUUCGUGCACGGGCGGAUAGCGCACAUCUGUUGCUGUUAUAAGUGCGCCGUCAAGGUGUGGGCCAAGGCCAAGCGGUGCCCCGUCUGUAACUGUAAGGUCAGCAAUGUGCUGAAGGCGGUGGUCAUGUAG